Messenger RNA from Owenia fusiformis, 3771 nucleotides. NCBI's taxonomy places the organism in Eukaryota, Metazoa, Annelida, Polychaeta, Sabellida, Oweniidae. The record is from the annotation of a GenBank genome assembly.
CAUGGAGAUGCUUUGUACACAAAACGGAUUAAGUCUUUAGAAGUGUGAUUUAUAGUUAAAAUGGAUGACACAGGACACUGAUCAUAUAAAGUUCAUAUGUCAACGUGUAGAUCCAUGUUGCAACUUUGAAAACCCUGACGCAAACUGCAUUCACCGACCAACUCUCCAAAUAUGGCUGCUGACGUUGAUGUUGAAAGGCGGGAGCAAACUACAAAAAUUGGCUAUAAAAAAUUCAAGGAUCUAGGGAAUACUAGCAGGGAUACAUGGAUAAGAACGCUAUUGGUUGAGAAAGAAGAGCGGGCGAAAUCAUCCAAAAAAUCACGGGAAGAAUCGUUUAUGAAGGACCCUACACAAUUAGAUCGUUUAAAAAACAGCCCAUAUGCAAACAGUGUAACGUUACCCCAUAUAGAAAAACGAAAUGAGGCAUAUGCUAGAUUAGCUAAUUAUAACAUGAACUAUGAGAGACCUAUCCCUCCUAAAAAACCCAAAGACCCUAAUGAUCCCAAUCAAAAGCCAGAGAGGGUAAAAUCAGCUGUGCAUUUUCCAAGGUUAAAACCAAAACCCAAAAGUCACACAAGUCAUUCAACACCAAAGUAUGCAAGGGGGAGAAGUAUGAAGGCAAAAUCUUCAAAAUAUCAUAGGAAGGAUCCUUCAUCGGGAAUUGUGCCACGUCUGCUGGUUGUUCAGGUCGAGAAGAAAGCACACAUUACAGCUGAACGUGCAAUCAAGAACCAUAAAAUCUUUCAAAUAGAUGCCCCUUACCCAGUUGACCGUUAUGUGAGGGCCAGUCUGAGACGGCGUGGAUGGGUAGAGAAGUUUCACAAGGCAGAGGUGGGGGGCUUCAAGUUUAUCUCAGGAUAUGAUUCGGAUGAUGAACAAAAAGUUGUGUAUGGUGCUGAAGAAUACGAGGUAUCUAUAGACCAAAAUGGGAUCAUGCCAUGGGAAGAAGAGAAUGGUUUAUAUGCAAUAACGUCGAGGUUGGUUCGACACAAGAUUUCUGACUUCAUCUGGUCGGGUGCAGCCUACAUCAACAAUCAUUAUAACACAUUCAGUGAGGACCAGAUUGUCAACCAUUUUGUCAAAGGGCGUUCAUUUUCAACAAAGUCAAGCCUUGUUUCGGUACUAGAUGAUCUGAUAUGGUAUGCUCCCACUAAUGCGGACACAUUCUUCCCUCGUUGUUUCCUCCUAAAUGAUGAAGGAAAAGAUGCAUUUAUAGAUAACUUUCGCCUAACCACCUGUAGUGCAAUACUUAGACACAUAGUAGAGAAGUAUUAUAACAAGAAGGGGGACUCCACAGGUUCACAGCCCUCAUUGAAACGUGAACGAACAGAAAUAGUAUGCAGAGAGGAAAAGGAUGAUUCAAAUGAACCAAUCACAAGCUGCUUUGAUGCAACACCAAGAGUUCAGAGCCAAAAUAGUUCUGUUAAUAUCAUUAAUCAUACAGAACAGAGUGAUAAUGAUGAGCCAAAUGAAAACAUUGAAUCUCAAAAGGAAGAUAAAGAUGAGUUGAAAGAUGUGGGUAAAGACAACAAUAACAAAGAUGCUCAAAAUUUAAAGCAAUCAGACAAUGACACUGAUGAAUCAGAACAUUCAAAAAAAGAAUCUCAUACUACAGAACAAUCUGAAUCAAAGGAGAACAAGGCCAAUGACUCCGAUAAUUGUAAUGAGAAGCCUGAUACAGAUGGUGAUAAGAACAAAGGUGAUACUACUGAAGACUGUGAUACUGAACCAGUUGUGAUAAAUGCAGAUACAGGGACAACAAAUGAUAAACAAAAUGAUUCCAGUGAUACCAAAAAUAAUGAUUCAAAACCCGCUCAAAAUGAAAGUGAUGAGAACAAAGAAAACAAAGACAAUAAUAAUGAUGAGAAAAUCAAUGAGAAAAAUGCUAUCAAUGCUGAAAGCAAAAAGUCAGAGAGGACUGAAAAUGGAGGUGGGGAUGCAGAUGUUAAUGCCAAAGAAAAUUACAUUAUUCGGAAGAAGCCAGUGAAAGAAGAUAUUGACAAAACAAACAACAGCCCAAGCAAGGGAAACAAACCAAGCAAUCCCAAGUUAAAUGUCUACCUACAAAACUCUAAGAAUGGGAAAUCUCCAAAAUCCAAUUCCAAACAACCCCAUCCCCCAAAGACCCCUGUGGGAGAGAGGAGGAGAGAGAACAGUGUGACACUAAUGACGCCUUAUGGGAAAGUGAAAGAUGACAGUAAGAAGAAAUCUCCAGAGGUUCCGGUGAAAGCUGUUGAGUUAGCCUUGCAGUAUGUACAACAGUUCCUCCAAUCUUUACAACAUGAAGAUAUAGAUGAUCAAACAAAAUCCUUCACUGACAAAGAGUGGGAGUCCUUGCUCAAAUGGCACCAGAAUCUGAACCAUGAAAAUGGGAAGGUUGCCAUCACAGAAUCUUUACUGGAAGACAGCGAGAAGGCUUUGAAACAAUUACAGAAGAAGUCUCCUCAAUAUGCCAUAGAUGGUUGUAAGAAUCUCUGGAUCGUCAAACCAGCUGAUAAAUCUAAGGGAAUAGGUAUUGAGGUGCAUGAUAAACUGGAUGAUAUCACAAAGUUCAUCUCCAACUCCACAUUGCAAGGGAACUAUGUUGCUCAAAAAUAUAUAGAACGUCCAUUCUUGGUGUAUAACACAAAGUUUGAUAUCCGCCAGUGGUUCUUGGUGACUGACUGGAAUCCCCUGACUGUCUGGUUUUAUAGGGACAGCUACUUGAGGAUCUGUUCACAGGAAUUCAGCUUAGAGAACAUGCAUGAGGCAAUCCAUCUAUCGAAUGUUGCUAUCCAGCAGUUUUAUGAGAAUGGUCCUCGCCAUGCUGACUUGCCAGAGGACAACUUCUGGUCCCACAAAGACUUCUCAACAUAUCUCAAGGCUACAGGUCAUGAAGGUAAAUGGGAGAAGACUGUGUACCCUGGCAUGAAGAAUGCAAUAUUAUGCUGCCUCCUCUCCACACAGGACAUACCUGAACACAGGAAGAAUGCUUUUGAGUUGUAUGGUGCAGACUUUAUGCUAUCAGAGGACUGUUCUCCUUGGCUGAUAGAGAUCAAUGCAAGCCCAGGCAUGUCAGCAGGCUCAAUGAACAAGAACAAACUAUGUGCUCAAGUUAUUGAAGAUGCCAUUAAAGUGGUGCUUGAUCAAACAGAUGAUGACACAGAUGAUACUGGUGGAUUUGAGCUAAUAUAUCGCAACCAGUUUGUGCCCAAUCCCCGCUGUACAGAUGUAACACUCUCAGUGGAGGGCAAGAGAAUAAAGAAAAAUAAAAGUUGUGUCCCAACUGACUGGUUGAACAAUGAAGAACUGGCUGCCUGUAAAGAAAACCUAAAGAAAGGAAAGAAUGAGAAACCAGUGGAAAAACCCGAAUGGAAGUCAUGAUAUGUCGGUUAUUCGAACAAAAGAUCUUUAUUUUAUAGCUUUUUUAAAUGAAAUCGUUGUUUAACAUAAAAUGUGUAGACCUAACUGAAUUGUAUUAUCUAUUUUCAACCAGAGAUGCAUUUUGAUAUGAAACAAUGGUUAAUAUAGAGAAAAAAUUAUUUGUAAAUUCUUUGAGAUGGAUUUGAAAUCAGCCUUUUUGUGAUUAAGAUUCAAAGAAACAGCCUUUUUAUUUAUGUAUUUCCAUAUGCACUAUGGCGCUGUACUAUGUUUUCACAAAACAUAAGUGUCGCUCGUUGUAUUAUGCCUAUCCUAUGUUGUCACUUGUAUUGUAAAUCUAUUCAGUGUACUGUCAAAUUGAAAUUGCAUUAGAAGGGUAGUUUCCAACAAGAUUAUCCAGUGAAUUUCACU